Sclerotinia sclerotiorum 1980 UF-70 is the source of this 447-nucleotide messenger RNA. RefSeq lists its product as hypothetical. NCBI's taxonomy places the organism in Eukaryota, Fungi, Ascomycota, Leotiomycetes, Helotiales, Sclerotiniaceae. Gene Ontology annotation, molecular function: peptidyl-prolyl cis-trans isomerase activity. Bases 1 to 447 code for a protein of 148 amino acids. The record is from RefSeq and is a predicted model, not a curated record. The transcript has 6 exons.
AUGUCAUAUCUGAUCUCACGUCUGAGAAUAUCUACUCCAAAAAUUCCAAUUCAUACCAAAUUUCAAUACAGAAACUUCUCUCGCACAAACGUCAUCAUGGGUGUCACAAAGACUAUCUUGAAGGAGGGUUCUGGUGAAACUCCUAAGCCUGGAGAUACCGUCACCAUUCAAUACACUGGAUGGUUGAAGAAUACCAAUGCCAGCACUCCUGAGACGCAAAAGGGUAACCAAUUCGAUUCAUCUGUCGGCCGUGGUGCUUUCGUUGUUCAAAUCGGUGUUGGUCAAGUCAUCAAGGGCUGGGACGAGGGCGUCACCACCAUGAAGGUCGGUGAGAAGGCUACCUUGGAUAUUACUCCUGACUACGCCUAUGGUGCCCGCGGUUUCCCCCCUGUCAUCCCAGCUAACUCGACUCUCCUCUUUGACGUUGAGCUUCAGAAGAUCAACUAA